This is a messenger RNA of Callithrix jacchus (white-tufted-ear marmoset), 2504 nucleotides long. It is a transcript of the gene ZBP1, whose product is annotated as Z-DNA binding protein 1. Gene Ontology annotation, molecular function: double-stranded RNA adenosine deaminase activity; DNA binding; RNA binding. The record is from RefSeq and is a predicted model, not a curated record. Gene Ontology annotation, biological process: positive regulation of type I interferon-mediated signaling pathway. Gene Ontology annotation, cellular component: nucleus. NCBI's taxonomy places the organism in Eukaryota, Metazoa, Chordata, Mammalia, Primates, Cebidae.
UAUUUCCGGGGUGUAAACAGCUGAUACCCACCUGGUGGAAGCAGACAUCGCUUCCCUUGUGGGUUCAGAGCUGCACGAAGCACCAGGCUCAGCCGCAUGAGACCCCCAGCCUCGACCCAGCCCAUUCUCUCAAGGCCAGAGCACAGGAGCCUGCACCACCUGGCAAGUCUCCCCGCUCCCUGCAGCUGUCCUCAGCAUGGCCCAGGCUUCUGCUGAUCCAGGCAAAGAAGGCCACCUUGAACAGAGGAUCCUGAAGGUGCUGAUGGAGGCUGGCUCUCCAGUGAAGCUUUCCCAGCUGGUGAAAGAAUGCCAAGUGCCCAAGAAGGAGCUCAACCAAGUCCUCUACCGAAUGAAAACGGAGCUGAAAGUCUCCCUCACAGCCCCUGCCACCUGGCGCUUGGGUGGGGCUAGUCCUGGUGGCGAGGGUCCUGCAGAGCUGGCCAUUCCCAGUCCUGCCAAGAGGCCCCUACAAGACAUAGCUACAAUUCCAGAGAGCCCUGGGCCUCAGUUCAGCCAACGAGAGAAAGAAAUCUACAGUUUUCUCAAAGACAAUGGUCCCCAAAGGGCUCUGUACAUCGCCCAGGGGCUGAAAAUGAGGACAGCAAAAGAUGUGAACCGAGACUUGUACAGGAUGAAAAGCAGGCACCUUCUGGACUUGGAUGAGCAAUCCAAAACAUGGAGGAUUUACCGCCCAGAAGAUUCUGGAGGAACAGCAGAGUCUACCUCGAUUAUUUACCAGCACAAUCCAAUCAAUGUGAUCUGCCAGAAUGGACCGAACGGCCAGAUUUCCAUUGCACACUCGGAAGCCAUCCAGAUUGGACACGGGAACACCAUGACAAGGCAGGCAGUCUCCAGGGAGGACAGUUCCACGGGUCCCUGCCACCUCCCUCCAAUGGCACCAGGUGAUUCCUCAAUUCAGGGGACCCUGGUUGAUGCCUGGGGGGUCCAGGACAUCCACAUGGAGCGGUCCAUGCUCAGACGAGUGCAGCUGGGACACAGCAAUGAGAUGAGGCUUCACGGCGUUCCAUCCGAGGGCCCUGCCCACAGCCCCUCUGGCAGCCCCCCAGUCUCUGCCACUGCUGCCGGCCCAGAAGCUUCGUUUGAAGAAAGAAUGCCCAAUCCAGGAACUCACCCCAAGGAGGACGCUGCCCAGAGAAUCCACAUAAAAUCAUGCUUUCUCGAGGACACCACCAUCGGCAACAGCAACAAAAUGUCUAUCAUCCCAGGGGCAGCUGACCCAGGAGGAGUUGCAGGGUCUGGAGAUGGGGAGCCAGGGGAGGAUGUAGGUCCUCAUCCCGCAGACACACAAUCCAGAAGUCACUUUCCUCGAGACAUUGGUCAGCCCAUCAGUCACACGAACCUCAGCCCCGAGCUGGAAGCUAUGACUCUUGGAAACAGGCGUCACAAAGCUGCAGACGGCAGCCACUGCGUAAAUAAAGCCUCACACUUGGGGAGCUGAUGGGGAGCUGGAAUUUAGAGCACAUGGGGCUUGGACACAGGCUGGAGGUGGGUGCAGGCUAGCAAACCUAGCCUGCUGCUUGCUGCUUUCCAUAAGUAUCUUGUUUGACCUGCUUGCUUCCAGGUACAUGACCUGCAUGAGUCAGUUUAGGGGGAUGGACCUGGCAGAGGGAUGGGUUCAGGCCAGAAGCAGAUGGCAGGGAGCUGCCUUGGGGAACCCCUGGUGUGCUGAGAGGAGGUUAGUAGAUGCGAGUGGGGCUCAGACCCCUAGCCUGGCCCAGGCCACUCUCUCCACUCAUUCCUGGGCCCCGGGCACCUGCCUUGAGUUACCUUCCAUCCUGCUGUGGUUUGAAUGUUUGAGCCCCAACAAAACUCAUAUCAAAACAUAAUUCCAACCAGGUGCAGUGGCUCACACCUGUAAUCCCAGCACUUUAGGAUGCUGAGGUGGGCAGAUUACUUGAGCUCAGAUGUUCAAGACCAGCCUGGGCAACAUGAUGAAACCCCAUCUCUCCCAAAAAUGCAAAAACUUCGCUGGGCAUGGGGUUGCACAUCUGUGGUCCCAGCUGCUCCGGAGGCUGAGGAGGGAGGAUCAUUUGAGUUUGGAGCAGAGGCUGCAGAGUGAGACUCCAUCUCAAAAACAAAAACAAUAACCAACCACCACAAUCCCAGUGCAAUGGCGAGAAGCAGGGCCUUGGUAAAAACAGCUAUUGAAAGGGGAUGGAGUCGGGAGGAUGAACAGGAUUCACACUUUCACAAAAGGGCUUGAGGAAGUCUGUUAGUCCUGCUUGCCUGUCCUCCAUGUAAGGAUGCAGCAACAAAGAGCCAUCAUUAAGGCCGAGACCAAGCCCUCACCAGACGCUGACUCUGCUGGCACCUUGAUCUUGCCCUUCCUAGACCCCAAAACUGUAAGCAAUAAAUUAUUGUUGUUUGUAAAUUACUCAGUGUGUUUAUUACAGCAGCCUGAGCCAACUGAGACACUGCCCCAACUCUCUUCUCACUCAAGGUCUGACUUCCUCAAGGCCCAUCAUGGCCACCUGACCGCCUUA